GCCUUCAAAUAUUCUUUUGGUUUAUUAGUUGCUAUAUUUUCUGGUCUUCAACGUCAAUUUACUUCAACAUAUAUAAAUGAAAUACCUAAUCCAUUUUUUUAUGCAUGGAUUCUGAGUCAAAUUGUAAAUAGUAGUUUUAAAUUUGCAUGGGAUAUAAAAAUGGACUGGGGAUUUUUUGAUCAACAUGCUGGUGAAAAUUGGUUUUUACGCGAUGAAAUUGUUUAUCCACGACGAUUAUAUUAUUAUCUUGUAAUUAUAAUUAAUUUCUUUCUUCGUUAUUCAUGGAUUAUAAGAGUUUAUUUAUAUAUACAAAUCAAUUAUAUUGAGCAUCUUGAAUUAAUUGUAUUUAUAUUUGCUUUAUUAGAAUCAUUAAGAAGAUUUAUAUGGAAUUUUUUUCGAUUAGAAAAUGAACAUUUAAAUAAUUUUGGACAAUUUCGAGCUGUAAGAGAUAUAUCAGUCAAUCCAAGACGAUUAUUAAUAUCGACAACAGAAAGUGAACAUUUGUUGAAUGAACAUGUUUCUUAA
Rotaria sp. Silwood2 is the source of this 525-nucleotide messenger RNA. Lineage: Eukaryota; Metazoa; Rotifera; Eurotatoria; Philodinida; Philodinidae. The record is from the annotation of a GenBank genome assembly.